Oryzias melastigma (Indian medaka) is the source of this 1110-nucleotide messenger RNA. RefSeq names its product asialoglycoprotein receptor 2-like. The record is from RefSeq and is a predicted model, not a curated record. The transcript has 5 exons. NCBI's taxonomy places the organism in Eukaryota, Metazoa, Chordata, Actinopteri, Beloniformes, Adrianichthyidae. Bases 280 to 699 code for a protein of 139 amino acids.
UUCUGAGUUUGACAGAAACCAUCUUUCUACUAUCUCUUGUCAGAUAUCAAAUGUGUGUUUUGUCCUUGACUUUAGUUCUUUCUUGCAGGAACUCACACCGACAGGAACCCUCCGUCCAAACAAAGAAACCUUUGCAGGACUGUCAGCACUUCUCUGGGAGUUCUCUGUUUGUUACUGCUGAUCUGGUUCGGCGUUCUGCUAAAACUCUACAUCGCCGCCGUUGUGAACGAAAAGCAGCUGGAGACAGAGUUGGAGGAAACGAAAAAAGCUCUGGAUGAGAUGAGACACGGUUACUGCUUGAUUAAAGAGACUGGCCAGGAGCAAAACAAAAUAACAAGGUGGACGCGAUCUGGAUGCUUCUGUUUCUAUGUUUCGGCGGAGAAGAAAAACUGGACAGAAAGCAGAGAUGACUGCAAGAGGAGAAACAGCACUCUGGCUAUCAUAAAUAAACCACCAAAGCAAGAUUUUGUCAGUAAACUGGAAAGAUUUGGAGAAUCCUGGAUCGGUCUAAUGGGAGUAAAGGGCUGGAAAUAUGAGUGGAAAUGGGUCGAUGAAUCCCCAAUGCAACAUCAUGGCUGGAAAACAAAUGUAAACGCAUUCCCCGGAGUGGAAUCCAAGGCGUUCAUUGACCUUCAGGGACACUGGGAUCACGCCCAAAACGGAUCCAAACACUGGAUCUGCGAGAAGCUCAUCUGCUGAGUCCUCUUUAGAAGCAUUGAAAACAACGAUUAAAACAAACCAAAUCAUAAAACAAAACUGAAACAAUGUUACAGCUUAAAGGAUCUUCUUGAGAAAAAAGUAAAAAUAUAUAUAUAUAUUUUCUAUUUUAAAACGAUUUCAUACUAAAUCCAACCCUAAUUUGUUUAAAUGAAUAUAACAUAACUUGUUUCAAUAGAACUGAACUGAUUUUUGUGCAUGUUUGUUCACAAUAAAAGACAAAAGUGUCAGAAAUUAUCGCUGUUUUAAUCCUGUUAAACAGAACAAAAAAUAUGUUGAUCAUAGAUCUUGAACGCAUCACAACUUUUUUUUAUCACUCUUUUUAAAAAAGCUUCAUUACCAGUAGCCACCUAAAAUUAUUAUAUACACAAAUAUUUACAAAAUGUCGUUUUU